This is a messenger RNA of Postia placenta MAD-698-R-SB12, 803 nucleotides long. RefSeq lists its product as hypothetical. The record is from RefSeq and is a predicted model, not a curated record. Bases 116 to 607 code for a protein of 163 amino acids. NCBI's taxonomy places the organism in Eukaryota, Fungi, Basidiomycota, Agaricomycetes, Polyporales, Adustoporiaceae. The transcript is spliced from 2 exons.
AAGCCUCUUAAUCGCGCACCGUUGUACAGAGCAUAAAGGCGCGGGCGCCGCGUCCACAUUGGGCUGGAAGGUUUGACGACCCUGCCUCCUGCCUGCUGUUCGCUCUUCUAUCCACAUGGACACAGAGCCAAACUUCAGCGCCCCGCCUUCUCCGGCUCUUGACCGCACCACCCAGUGGGUGCAGGCACAAGCCGCGGAGACCUACGACGACGUAUCGCCGCCUCCCUUACCGCAACUUGACUCCAAUUCACCAGAACAAUACCCGCAGUCCAACCGUAAUACCUCCUCUUCCGGCCAAUCUUUCGCCACGCCGCCAGCACCAGUGCAGUUCAGUCCUAUCGCGUCGACAUCGAUGCAGCGCAGCCGCCCGCGAAAGGAAUCGAACGCGACAGAGAUGCUCCCAUUCCCGCGCAGCCCACCAGGAUCGGGAUAUCCAAUGCCACUUGAGAUGGAUCCUCCAAGAGCCGAAGCACAGGGUCAAGACGGCAAGCGUGGACGACCGAAAUACAAACGAACGUCCUCGCUAUUGAACUCUAUCAAGGCCCUCAGUCAGCCAACCGUGCAAUGGAAGAGAGAAGAAGCGACUAGGAGAGACCAGCCAAAUUGAGGAAUAGACGGAGACUCGUUCUAACAUUGACCAAACUGGAGAAAGCCGGGGGAUUCUCGCGUAGCGCGAAUGGCAAGCCUCAUACAUUGAGCGGAAACACAAAAGAUUAGAUAUCGGUGCAUUGAGACUUACGUGUACUCUUCCGUGGCAUCUUGGGGCAAGACAGCCUGAUAAUAAUGUACUCUUCCCUUGUGAA